AUGCCACGAAAAGCCCAAUCUAGACGCAGGAACUGCUGCAAGUCCGGCCUAUCCGACACGGCCUGUAGGGAUGUUGACUCGGCCCGGCUGUGGCUCCCUUCGCAGAUGGCGGCCAUGGCUGCAGUGAAAAGCUUGCAUUUGUGGUCGGAUCCUUCAAUCCCACUUGGUCAUGCCCUUACUUCCGCCUCUCUUUCGACAGCUCCAGAUGGUGCUUGUGUCAUCUGCAGUGCUUGGGAUCAUAAACCCGGCUGCCUCAUCGCGAAGACCGUCGCCAGAUCAACAUCGUCUUCCAACUCAGAUCAAGGUGCAAUCCGUCUCGGAGUCGACAGGCAAAUCUUCGAGCCCAGGCCCCAAGGCCAUCUGUUGUCAGUGACGUCAGAUUUUGAGAUGUCGCUGACACCUAUAUGUAGGCUCUUUCUCGCGACAACCACCUUCUCAGGCCCAGUAAUGAAUCCAUCUCAGCUGUACUGCAUUAUGAGAUGCCGUCGUACUACGCAUCGACGCUUCUUGCUGCACCAUGAAAGAUUUAAUGCUUCAACUCCACUUCGCAGGCUCACCAUCGUCGGUGGCAUCCCGAUCAUUCAAUGCCUUGUCUUGUCGAAAGAAAAGGACAAGAAGCACGAGCACCGACAACGAUUAAGAUUUGAGGAAGAAGACAGGACCUCGAGCGGUCGUUGCAGCAAGAAAUUCUAUAUCGAGAGUAUUUUUUUUUCAGUCGUGAGAAUUCCAACAGGGCACCAGUACGGCUACUGGCCCUUUCCCGAGAGUUACCAAGCUCAGCAUAGCGUGCCAAUAUUCGUUUGCAUCCGAUCCGACUUGGGCGGCUUUCGCCGUUUGUUCCUCAAACGUUUCUCGGCACCAAUAAUGCUUCUUUCCACUAAGAAGCAAAGCAAUGAGCUGAAGUUUGAGCUGCCAUUGAUUUUGCUUCAUGUCGGACGUGAGACGGCACAAGCGGCUCAGUGUGCCGCUGCUAAACAACCUCACUUUUUUUCGAUGUCGAAAGCUUGUGUAAUCAAGCAAAGAGAUCUCAUUUACUAUAACAGGCGAUUUGCGUCCAAGAUAUUUUGUUUCUUGUUUCUUUCUGCCCGAGGGACUCCAGGCAACGUCCUGGUAGUGGUAUCAUUCCACAACGAAAUUCUCCGGGCGUGCUUUGGCCCAGCUUGUCGAUGUUACCAAAGCGGAGAUGUUGCUAACGAUGAAGUGAAAGACUCCUCUCGGCCUCAUCUAGCUGUCACCUUCCAAAGACGAAGCCCGGUGUUGGAAUUCUUGGAUCAUCAAUGCUCAGGCAAUGUCUGCGCUUCCUUUAUCCGAUCCCGAGGAUUCAGAUGUGUAAAAGCGAUGCCCAAGAGUUCAUCAUCUUUCUUGAUCGCGUUAACGGUCAAUCGGCGUCCGGCAAACUCUGUACUCAGUGUUGCCGUGAAGACACAAUGGGCCGGGAAAGUACGUCCACUUGGUACAAUUCUGCCUGGUAUACAACGCGGAAAAUGUGCUGUGAUGGGUGAAGUGAGCCACCCAUCUCCCGCGUUCCCGUGA
This is a messenger RNA of Pseudocercospora fijiensis CIRAD86, 1533 nucleotides long. RefSeq lists its product as uncharacterized. The transcript is spliced from 14 exons. Bases 1 to 1533 code for a protein of 510 amino acids. The record is from RefSeq and is a predicted model, not a curated record. NCBI's taxonomy places the organism in Eukaryota, Fungi, Ascomycota, Dothideomycetes, Mycosphaerellales, Mycosphaerellaceae.